AUGAGGAGAGAUCAGAGAAGUCCAAAACAGGAUCCAAUUUUGAGUUCUCAAUAUGUUGUAUGCGAGGGAAGGUACAACUGCCGUUUUGAAGCACUUGAUCGGACGCUCAGGAAUCUUAUGUCAGUUACCGAUCAACAUAAGACACAUCAAACAUUUGGUGGUAAGAUUGUUGUUCUAAGAGGUGAUUUCAGACAGAUACUUCCGGUGAUUCCGAAAGGAAGUAGACACGAUAUAUUAGCAUCCGCUAUUAACUCAUCCCAGUUUUGGUCAUUUUGUAAGAUACUUGAUGUUGGAAAUAGAAAUAUUAUCUCUGUUGUUGGUGAUGAAUCAGAAGUUAAAAUUUCAGAUGAUCUAUUGAUUACAACUACUGAUGAUCCUCUCUCUCAUUUGGUAGACUUUGCAUAUCCAAAUUUGUUGCAAAACAUGUCAGAUUACAGGUAUUUUCAGAAUAGAGCAAUUCUUGCACCCACACUUAAGAGUGUCGAGAAGGUAAACGAUUUUGUCUUGACAAUCUUUUCAGGGAUGGAAAAGGAGUAUUUGAGCUCUGACACAACAUGUCAAGCUGAUGAGAAUGAAGAUGUAAAACAAGAGUGGUUCACAUCAGAGUUUCUAAAUGACAUCAAAUGUUCGGGACUACUCAAUCACAAGUUGACUUUGAAGCCAGGAGUCGCUGUAAUGCUACUGCGAAACAUAGACCAGACUUCAGGUUUAUGCAACGGGACAAGAUUAAUAGUUAACAAACUUGGCAGCAACGUAAUUGGAGCGACGGUAGUGACCGGUAGAAAUAUUGGAGAUAAAGUGUACAUUCCAAGAAUGAACUUGAUCCCUUCAAAUUUAGGAUUGUCGUUUAAGUUUCAACGGAGACAAUUUUCAUUAACAGUAUGCUUUGCAAUGACCAUUAACAUGAGUCAGGAUCAAUCAUUAUCACAUGUACGGCUUUAUUUGCCAAAAUCAAUGUUCAUCUAUGGACAACUUUAUGUUGCUUUGUCAAGAGUUAAGAGUCGCAGUGGUCUCAGGAUAUAA
Molecule: messenger RNA, 1023 nt
Organism: Arachis duranensis
Lineage: Eukaryota; Viridiplantae; Streptophyta; Magnoliopsida; Fabales; Fabaceae
Exons: 3
Coding region: 1-1023 (340 amino acids)
Biological process (GO): telomere maintenance; DNA repair
Molecular function (GO): DNA helicase activity
Source: RefSeq, a predicted model, not a curated record